Messenger RNA from Acanthoscelides obtectus, 2199 nucleotides. The record is from the annotation of a GenBank genome assembly. NCBI's taxonomy places the organism in Eukaryota, Metazoa, Arthropoda, Insecta, Coleoptera, Chrysomelidae.
CUCAUGUUAUGAAACCAAGUAAGCACAUGGUCGUAUAACUGGUUGCCUGGUUCUGUAUUUACUAUCCUGACAGAAAUGUCAUAUUUUGUUUUUGUAGAUUGUUUUUAUUUUUGUUUGCCGGGGAAUGUUGAUAAAACAAGAUAAAUAUAACAAAUAAGCUUCAUUGGUGCCUAAUAAAUAAAAAACAGUACAUGUGGUUUAGAGGUUUGAGUUUUAUGUAUACCUAGUUCAUAAUUUUGAAACUACCCUACUAAAACGUUUCAUAAUAAUAAUUUGUGGAAUAAAGCAUUGAAAAGCCAUAGGUUGGAAUGAAAAAGCUCAGGAGCAUGUUGUAUUUACUAAUUACAUUCUGUUUUAUCGGAUUAACUACCACCUUGGAUGUAAGCUCUAUAGUUUUUGUAAUAUUGAGUCAGAAUGAUAAGGUUCAUGCUCAGAGAGCUGAAAUUUUGAAGGAAGAUUUGAUAAACCAGAUGAAAACUCAUUAUCAUGCUAGACCAGAGAUACACUUGUGUCAUGAGGAGUUUAACAGUAUUUCAAGCUGGACCAUACUACCUCUUUUACCAAUUUUAGAUAAAUUGCACAGUGAUACUGCCAAAUGGAUAAUUUUCUUAGAAGACUAUACUGCAGUGGAUACUCGAAAGCUUGUUAUGGCUUUGGAGAAAUAUAAUCAUAAACAGGAAACUUGGAUCGGUCAUUCAGUGCAUGAUAAUGAAGCAACUAUCAUUCACCAUUUUGCCUUCCAUGAGAAUCCAAAAUCUUUUAAAUACCCAGUUAUUGCCUCAGGUGUGGCAAUGUCAAUACCACUAAUUCAGAGACUGAUGAACAAACUGAAACAUGAGAAAUUAAACAGUUUUACCAUAGAUGUUGCUCAUGAAUUAGCACUCUUUAUAGGUGGGGAAGUACCUUUGAAAGAUGAGCCAACAUUUUGUGUGCAGAAGAACAUCCUAUGUGCCACAUUUGCUACAGAAUACCAAUGCUGUGAUAUUCCAAUGCCAAAACAUAGUGUAUAUUAUGCUGUAAAAACGUGUGGGAAAUACCAUGAAGAUAGAGUAAAAGUCAUAAAUGAAACUUGGCGUCCUCAUGUUGCGAAAAUAGAUUUUUUCAGUGAUACAAAAGAUUACAAUAUACCAACCAUAGAUAUAAAGAUUCCAAAUACAGAAAGAGGUCACUGCCAAAAAUCUUUAUCUAUAUUACACUAUGUCAAUAAGAAAAUCAAGAAUGGAGAACUGAAUGCGAAGUGGUUGGUUUUAGCAGAUGACGACACGAUUUUCAGCGUCUCUAGGCUUCAUACACUGUUGUGUUGCUAUGACUCAAGUAUACCAGUCGCUAUAGGCCAGAAAUAUGGAUACAAUCUCUUGAUGAUAUCCGUAGAUCAAGAAUGGGGAAAAUUAAGAAGUUAAGUGAAAAAGAAAAGAAAUUAAAAAAGGAUUACGAUAGAAGGAGACGAGAACAAAUGAAAAGUAAUGCUGAGUGUUUAGAAGCUUUGCGUGAAAAAGGAGAUUAAAGUAGUUAGAGAAGAGUGGUAAAGGUCAAGUUAAGUGAAUAAGUUCUAUGAGUGCAAGAGAAGCUAGCCAAAAACGAAAACAAUGGAAGAAGAGUAGUAAAGUUUAUAGGGAAAAGCGAGUUACAUUACAAGCAAAUUUACAGAGUUGAAGAAACACCCCCACCAAGUUCUGCACCAUCUUUACAGCACAGAGCAGAGAAUUUGUCUGCUCUCAAUAGACGUAGAAUGCGCAAGCGGCGAACUAUUCUGUACGCGAAGAUUAAAAGUUUGUAAAAUAAAGUAAGGAACGCAGUCAAGCUUAGCGAAAAAUAUAAGAAGAGGUGUUUGGGAUUGAAAACUUAAAAUACUGAGCCAAACUCUCCAGCAACUAAAGCGUUUUGUCUUUUAAAGAAUAUACAAGUUCCUGACGUUGUAAGAAAAGAUUUUCGGAGAAGGUCUUUCAACGGACCUCAAGAAUAACUAUGAAGAUCUUGGAAGUAAACAUGGAGAAAAGAAAAAUAUUUCAAAAUGUUGAAGCUGCAAUUAGUGCAAAAAUACAAAUUGCUAUAUAAAUCGAACAAAAGAACUGUACCAAAGUUAGCACCAUAAUGCUGAAAGUUAAGGGUGAUGUUGUUAAUUUCUUAGAGAAUGAUGAAAAUACAAGGAUGUGCCCAGGAAGAAGGACUAUCUAAGCUCUCUAAAGUAUUAUACAAAUC